This is a messenger RNA of Prunus mume (Japanese apricot), 2336 nucleotides long. The record is from RefSeq and is a predicted model, not a curated record. NCBI's taxonomy places the organism in Eukaryota, Viridiplantae, Streptophyta, Magnoliopsida, Rosales, Rosaceae.
UUAAAUUUUUUUUUAUCUAUUUGCAAAAUGAUAAUGCACUUGAAGAAACGAGGCCAUUUUUGAACCAGUAAACUUUCAUGAUGGCCUGCAGAAGAAGAAGAAGGAUUACAAGAACAAAUUGCACCAUUACAUGGUUUACAUUGUUACUCUUGUUAUGCUCUGCGCACCCGUUUUCUUCUGCUAGGGACACACUCACAUAUGACACUCCAAUUACAGAUGGGGUUCGAUCAGAAACUCUUGUUUCAGCUGGAGGAAAAUUUGAACUGGGAUUUUUUACACCUUCAUCAGCGCAAAGCUCUGGCCUUGAUAGAAGAUAUGUUGGCAUUUGGUAUUACGAUAUGAGUCCAUGGACAGUUGUUUGGGUUGCCAACAGAGAAGACCAACCAGUUGCUGUCAGUUCAACGAGUACUGGAGUUUUUGCAAUCAAAGAUGGUAAGCUCCAAGUUUUGGAUAACUCUAGUCGAAAGUCUUAUUGGUCAACAGGCCAUGAAACAUCCACAUCUUUAAAUUUGGCGGUGAGGCUUAUGGAUUCUGGGAAUCUGGUGGUGUUAAGGGAUGGUGAUGAUGAUCCAUUGGCAGUGAAUAAUAUUUUGUGGCAGAGCUUUCAAAAUCCAACUGAUACAUUCAUUCCUGGGAUGGUGAUGGAUCAAAGCUUACAAUUGACUUCAUGGAGAGACCAAUUCAACCCAGGAAUCGGGGACUUCACCUUCAAACUAGAUCAAGAAGGAGACCAGUUUGUUACCUUAAAAAAUUCGAUUCCUUACUGGAAAAGUGGAGUGUCAGGUAAUAAAUUUUCUAGCUCAGCCGGAAUGUUUCCUCCACUCUAUAAUCUAUUAUCAAAUUUCAGCAAGAGUACUGCCAGAUCUAAAAUUCCAAGUAUAUUUAAUAAUUCAACAACCAUGACAAGAUUGGGCUACAAUUAUACAAGAAUGGUGAUGAGUUUUAAUGGGGAGGUACAGUUUCUGACCUGGAUUAAACACACAAAGCAGUGGAAUUUGUUAUGGAAGGAGCCAAAAGAUGGAUGCAGUGUGUUUAAUGCUUGUGGGAACUUUGGCAGCUGUAACAGUAAUAAUUGGCCGUCGGUGUGCAAAUGUUUGCCAGGUUUUAAACCUCAGUUUGCAGAGCAAUGGGAUGCUAGAGACUUUUCAGGUGGAUGUGCAAGGGAGUCGAAAAUAUGUAGCAAUGACACUUUCUUGAGCUUGAAGAUGAUGAAAGUGGGAAAACCAGACGUACAAUUCACUUCUGAAAAUGAAACACAAUGCAGGAAAGCGUGCUCAAAUAGCUGCGGGUGCCUGGCUUUCUCAUAUAUUGCAGGUGUAAACAGAACUAUCAGGGAUACUCCUACUUCCUCGUGCUGGACAUGGACAAGGGAUCUAAAUAAUCUUGAAGAAGAGUAUGGAUUUGAUGGCCACAACCUCUCUACUCGAGUUGACUUGUCUGGUUUAGAAUCAACCGGAAGAGACUGCAAGCCUUGUGGCACAACCAUCAUUCCUUAUCCACUGAGCACUGGACCGGAUUGCGGUGACCCCAUGUACUUCCGUUUCAACUGCAGCACCAUCACAGGCCAGGUUAGCUUCGUGGGACCGAAUGGCACCUUCUUUAGAGUUAUUAGUGUCAACCAAAGCGCACAAAGAUUCGCCAUCCAAACAAAAAGUGUGGAUUAUUGUGAUCUAAACAGAAUCCAAAGUCAGCAGCUGAACCCUCGAUUUCCAUUCAGUGUGACCAGAUGGUGCUAUGUUAACCCGGGAAAUUUUAGUUCUCAACUUUCAUCCGGAGGUACUAAUGCAGUAGAGUUAGGUUGGGAGCUGCCUCUGGAACCAACCUGUACAACAUCUGCAGACUGCAGGGGUUGGCCACAUUCAACUUGCAGUCCAGCAAGAGAUAGAAAGAAAAGAUGCCUUUGCAAUGCCAAUUAUCAAUGGAGUGGCUUUGACUUAAAUUGUACUCAAGAAGGUAAUCUUCAACAAACACCAAAACCGCAAAUAGAAGAACAACCAAGAAGCAAAGUGCCAGUGUCUCUGAUACUGAUAGUUGUGGCAGUUGUUACGAGCGGAAUUUUUCUUGCAAGCAUCAUUUCUGUUUAUAUAUGGAGAAGAAAGAUAACCAAGAGACAAGAUAAAAUAAAUCGAGCACAACUUGAUAGUGAAAGGCGAGUCCAAGAGUUGAUAGACACAGGUGAGUUCAAGGAAGAAGAUGAGAAAGGUAUAGAUUUACCCUUUUUCGAUUUGCAAAGCAUACUAGACGCUACAGACAAUUUCUCAUAUGCAGCGGCGGAUCCAGGAAUUUUUCAUGGAGCAAAUGCCAUAUUUAAUUUCAUUAUUCUAAUUGUUGUCUAA